Molecule: messenger RNA, 1053 nt
Organism: Tremella mesenterica DSM 1558
Lineage: Eukaryota; Fungi; Basidiomycota; Tremellomycetes; Tremellales; Tremellaceae
Exons: 8
Coding region: 1-1053 (350 amino acids)
Source: RefSeq, a predicted model, not a curated record
AUGAUCCGAGUCACCGCCUUGCUCACUGUAGCUAUGAGACUUGUUCCUGUCUUCGGACACCCUACUACGGCAUUGAGAAAAAGAGAUGACACUGCGAUUUACAUCGCAUCCAUGGCAAAUCCCACUUUGUGCAUGUUUUGGUCGAUGGACACAAUCUCCACCCCAACCAGUCUCUCCUGCACUUUGGCAAGUUGCACCCAAGGCACAACUCAGACCUGGGAGUAUAGCCCCGUCGUGGACCAGCAAGCCCUCCUCUACAAUGGAGAUAAGGGUUGCGUGCUAGGUGGAGAUCACAUAUCGGAAUUUAUGAAUUCAUCAUGUGUCAAUCCUCAAAGCGCCUCAAAUUCUUUCGCGUGGAAAUGGACACGAGACAGUCUCCUACAGAAUGUGGCGAACUCUUCCAUAUGUCUCAAUGGUGAUGUUUCGCCCAAGACAUUUGGGAGAGUUUCGACCGGUCUAUGUUCUGAAUCUGCACCAUGGAUCUUUGGAUCAACCCCGACAUUUUCUUCGCUACCCACUCAAGUAGCCUAUCCUGUGUAUAAAGACACAGGUAAGAAUGUCAGGAUCCACGGCGGAGAGCUGUUGGUAGGUUUGGGAAGAGAUGACUUAUGUCUGACCGCGUCUGCCGUGCCGGGUGAUCUCGUCCAGGAAUCGGCAAUCGUGCUUGCUCCCUGUGUGCAAGAUUCUUCCUCCAUGGCCAAAUUUUCCCUCUUCAACGCUCCUCCGUCCAGCUUUCCAAAAAGUAGCUACACCGGCAACUUGACGUUUUCGUCUAACGGUGCUAGCCCCGGAACGCAAUAUUGCCUCGACACGGGUGAUGGGCCGGUCAUGGGGACACAGCUUUUGACGUGGGGAUGUAAAGGUGGAGGCUCUCAGACAUUCGAGUUGGACAAUAAAUUGCUUAAAAUGGCUGGCACAAACUGGUGCGCUACCGCAGUAGGCCCCGGCGAGCUUCCAGGUGGAACAGGAGACUACAAACCGAUGUUUUCAGUGGUUAUGGACCAAUGCGACUCGAACAGAGCUGCACAGCAUUUCUACAUCGGCACGACUUGA